This is a messenger RNA of Procambarus clarkii (red swamp crayfish), 3309 nucleotides long. It is a transcript of the gene cyc, whose product is annotated as basic helix-loop-helix ARNT-like protein cyc. Gene Ontology annotation, biological process: regulation of transcription by RNA polymerase II. Gene Ontology annotation, cellular component: nucleus; transcription regulator complex; aryl hydrocarbon receptor complex. The record is from RefSeq and is a predicted model, not a curated record. Gene Ontology annotation, molecular function: DNA-binding transcription factor activity, RNA polymerase II-specific; protein dimerization activity; RNA polymerase II cis-regulatory region sequence-specific DNA binding. Lineage: Eukaryota; Metazoa; Arthropoda; Malacostraca; Decapoda; Cambaridae.
UUAGGGAGCAGCUGAUCAGCUGAGUUUGUUUUGCUUCUGCUACAAACAGAAAUGUAAUGGAAAUCUCGAGCGAUAUCGAAGAAUUACUGAAAUAUUCUCCACCUUUUCUAUGGUUACGAAGAUUCGUCAUCUGAGGUGGUAAUCCAGUAAGAUGUUUGGAAUGAGCAACUUCGACUUUCCCAAAUAUCGGUCCGAGUGUAAUUCUCUGGCUUCGUUUUCUUCUGAUGGCGGCUCUAAAAAGAGGAGAGGAUCGUUUAUUGAUAGCAAUGAUGAUGAGGCAGACUCUAUUAAAAUACCUAGAACAGCAGGAGACUGGAAUAAAAAACAAAAUCACAGUGAAAUUGAAAAACGUAGACGUGACAAAAUGAAUACCUAUAUAAUGGAACUAAGCAGUAUUAUUCCUGUGUGUACUUCACGGAAGCUUGACAAACUUACAGUCCUCCGAAUGGCAGUUCAGCAUAUGAAGAUGUUGCGUGGCUCCCUCAAUUCAUACACUGAAGGACACUACAAACCAGCAUUCCUCUCUGAUGACGAACUAAAAAACUUGAUUUUACAGGCUGCAGAUGGUUUCUUGUUUGUCGUGGGUUGUGAUAGAGGCCGAAUAUUAUACGUUUCAGAAUCAGUAUACCAAACUCUUCAUUAUACUCAGGGAGAAUUGCUGGGAACCAGUUGGUUUGAUAUUUUGCACCCGAAAGACCUAGCAAAAGUAAAGGAACAACUUUCCUGUUCAGAUAUUAGUCGUCGAGAGAGGCUUGUGGAUGCCAAAACACUUCUACCUGUGAAGACUGAUGUUCCACAGGGACUUACCAAAUUGUGCCCAGGUUCUCGUCGGGCUUUUUUCUGCCGCAUGAGAUGUAAGUCGUCUCCAGUUUUGAAAGAGGAGGCCGAUUCUUCCACUGGCUGUCCAAGGAAGAAGUCAAAAUCCCAGAGUUCGGAUAAAAAGUACAGUGUAAUCCACUUUACCGGUUACCUUAAAUCUUGGGCUCCUACGAAAGACCCUCUGGAGGAAGAUUCCGGAAGCGACUCCGACUCUUGUAACCUGUCCUGCUUGGUUGCAGUUGGACGAGUGCAUCAACCAUUGUUGGCCUCAAGUGUGCAAGAGACUUCAAGAUUAGGUAGUGCUGCACCAACUCAACCUAUUGAAUUUAUAUCAAAACACACCAAUGAUGGAAAAUUCGUUUUCAUUGAUCAGAGGGCAUCAUUGUUAUUGGGAUGGCUUCCUCAAGAGCUUCUUGGAUCAAGCAUGUACGAGUAUUUCCAUCAGGACGACAUUGCUCUCCUGGCUGAGACACACAAAACCACACUGCAAAACUCUCAAAGUUGCAACACCCAGGUCUACAGGUUUCGCACAAAGGAGGGCUCCUUUGUAAGAUUACAGAGCAAUUGGUGGACAUUCAAAAAUCCUUGGACGAAAGAGAUUGAGUACAUUAUAUCAAAAAACAGUGUUGUUACGUCGGAAGCUGGGAUGGUGGAGAGCACCAUGGCCAAUGAAUCUGUUUCACAAUCUUACAGCAACUUCAGUGAAUAUUUGAACUCUCCUGAUCCAAAUCAUAAUCAAGAUACAUCACCACUAGGUGGUGCUGGAUCUAACAGUAACAGCAGCCGCUUGAUGGGAGGUGGUAUUCAAGCUGGAAAAAUCGGCCGAGUGAUUGCCGAAGAAGUUUUAGAUAAUCAGCGGAAGAAUGAUUCUACAUGCAAUAGCCCAGUAUCUCCCUUUGAAGGAAUUUUGGGAUCUGGAGCAUCUGAUCGAUCUUUUGCAGCACUUCUUAGAUCUGAUAUGACAGCACACAGGACAAAUGUGAAGAACAAUGUUGUGUUAAGCAGCAAUACCAGCACCUGCUCUGGGAGUGAUACCAGCCGGGGUACACAACUCAGUAAUAACCAUCACCAUCUUCCUGGUAUGAAUAACAAUAAUAAUCUGACAAAUAGCAGUGAAAGAGGUGGGUCAUUCAGUCAUCACAACAACAACAACAACAACCACAGACAACCUGUAUCUAAUGAAGGUGACCUGAUGGAUGUGGUGAGUGGCCGUGACCUGGAAACCGACGGAACUAGCGACUCCGAUGAAGCGGCAAUGGCUGUCAUUAUGAGCCUUUUGGAAGCUGAUGCUGGACUUGGUGGCCCAGUGGAUUUCUCUCACCUUCCUUGGCCACUUCCCUGAGAAUAAGUCAGUCAGUCCCCCAUUGGUGGAGUACAAAUUUGUCACUCACAUUUAGUUGCCAAACUGUGACAAAAUUUUUAUUUAUAUUAUAAACACACUUUUUAAAGAAAUGCAAAUUUCUAUGUUAAGCAAGUCGGAUUAAAUUUUUUAAAGAUUAAAGCAAUACUGGUGAACUGUAUGGGUCUCGAACCACAGACCCCAUGCGUGUGGGGCCGUAACACUAUCAACAAAUUCAAGACCCAUACAGUCCAGGUGAUUGGAAUGUUUAUUUCCAUGGAAGUGUGGUUGGCAAUUUAUACUGGUGGCACAAUUCGUGAGGGGGACUCCCACUUGCUAAGUUCACCACUGCUGUAUUUGUCAACUGUAGUAUGUGGUGGUGUGCUCUUUGAAUACUGGCUAAUUAAUAUUAUAGCCUAACAGAAUGUAACCUGUGCAUUCUUAUUGAAAAUUUUUACAAAAUAUUUUCCCUUUAUGGAAACAGAUUAUAUAUACAACAUCUAGUGAUAUCUGCAGGUUUUGUGGCAGCAUAGGUCAGCCACAUAGCACUGAGUCAUGUAAACGUCUUGUAGCACCCCACAGAGCUAUGUGGCUGUACAGACAUAAAAGUAGCACUGUUCUUAUCACAGGGAAAGACAAACUGGGCUUGUAUGGCACAUCCCGAUGCAGACGGGAGACUUAGGAUGCCAUCCGUAAGAGUGGACUGGCUGAUGUUAGGGACCCCCUGUACUGAACAGUAUAUUAAAUGUCCAAAUAGAUUAUUGUGUAAGUAGUAAUGAUGAUGAUUGAAAGUGUUUGAAGAAAGUUUUAAUGUACAGUAGUUUAUUUUGCUUUAGAGGCAAGAAAGGCUGAACAUAUAAAUAAAUACUGAUUUUUAAAUGCUCAUAAUGCAGUGCUUUAGGGAUUUGAAUGUACCUGUAUUUAAAAAACAAAAACCCAUUUCCUUACUGCAUGGAACUUGCUACUUUCAAUGAUUCAGGUUUUAUAUCUAAUAUGUAUAAAAUAUAAUAGUAAUAUUAUACAGUGGUACCUCGGAAUACGAGCGUCUCCGUUUAUGAGUUUUUCGGAAUACGAGCAGUAUUUCCUCGGAAAAUUUGAAUCGGAAUACGAGGGUUACAUCGGAAUCCGAGUUUGUUGAUCACGUACAGGCC